AUGUUUGCGAGCGGUCGGCGAGCCCGAAGCACCAGACAAGGUGCACAAGCCGGGCUUGCCAGGGGGCCCGGUGUCAGCCCCGACCCGAUGCGCAGCAAUCGAGUGGUCGCAACCGAUAGCGGACACCACCCUGAAGCCGACAGCUCCACGGGUCCCGGAGAAAGAAACGGUGGGGCCGGCGGGCCCGAAGUACCAGGUAUGGCGCGCGGGCCGGCGCCUGCCAGGAGGGCGCGGUGUCAGCCCCCGAGUCGAUGUCGGGCAACCCACUCGUCGCGACCGAAGGCAGGCACCACGCUAAAGCCAACCCCUUCCCUGGCUCAGGAGAAAGGAGACGACGUGGUCGGCAAGGAGGAAGCACUAGGCAUAUGUUUCAUCGGGCCGAUACGUCUCGGCCCGAUUACAAAAGGGUCUAUAUCCGUGUGA
Morchella importuna is the source of this 423-nucleotide messenger RNA. RefSeq lists its product as uncharacterized. The transcript has a single exon. The coding region runs from base 1 to 423 and encodes 140 amino acids. The record is from RefSeq and is a predicted model, not a curated record. Lineage: Eukaryota; Fungi; Ascomycota; Pezizomycetes; Pezizales; Morchellaceae.